AACAGGGUAGGGGGCGUGGUCCCUCCAUGUGUUACAGAACAAGUGAAGAGACUGAAGACUACAAGAAGUAUGAGCUGAUUUUCAGGCCUAGCUAGCAGUAUCAGCCUGUAUACAAUGAGUGGAGGUUUGGCACCAAGCAAGAGUACAGUGUAUGUGAGCAACCUGCCAUAUGAGCUGACCAACAGUGACAUAGUUCAGGAAUUUUGUCUCACACAGAUAUUUGAGAAGUAUGGAAAGGUUGCUAGAGUGACUAUCAUGAAGGACAAGGUGACAAGAGAGAGCAAGGGUGUGGCGUUUGUCCUGUUCGUUGACAAGAACUCGGCCCAAAGAGCUAUCCUCUCACUCAACCAUAAAGAACUGUUUGGACGAACUUUAAAAUGCAAGAUUGCCGAUGACAAUGGUCGGACUACUGAAUUUAUUAAGAGACGCGUGUACAAGGACAAGACGAGGUGCUACGAGUGUGGGGAGUUUGGUCAUCUCAGUUACCUGUGCCCUAAGAAUACCCUCGGUGACAGGGAACAACCGGAGAAAAAGAAGAAAACAAAGAAAGAUACAAAGCAGCCAGGUCAAAGUGCAGCGGCAGAUGUAUUUUCAGAGGAAGAGGAGGAGGUUGACGAUGAUCUAUCUCUGGCACAGGCUAUUAGCCUGUGCCAGGACAUGAAGGAGUAUGAAGCUGCUGGCUCUAGUAAGGCUGAACUCACCCCUAGUAUUCAGCUCAAUGAAUUUGGAAAGAGACGAACAAUAAAACCAGACUCUUACUUUAGUGACGAAGAUGCUAGUGAUUAGUAGAAUCUAUGUUUUGUACGUAUAAUUAUGCUAUCAUGCGUACAGUGCAUGCAUCCCAGUCAUGGAGAAGAAACAAUGGUUGUAUAAUUAUUCAUUUUAUUCAA
This is a messenger RNA of Halichondria panicea, 890 nucleotides long. RefSeq names its product zinc finger CCHC-type and RNA-binding motif-containing protein 1-like. The coding region runs from base 115 to 786 and encodes 223 amino acids. Gene Ontology annotation, biological process: mRNA splicing, via spliceosome. The transcript has 3 exons. The record is from RefSeq and is a predicted model, not a curated record. Lineage: Eukaryota; Metazoa; Porifera; Demospongiae; Suberitida; Halichondriidae. Gene Ontology annotation, molecular function: RNA binding; zinc ion binding. Gene Ontology annotation, cellular component: U12-type spliceosomal complex.